Molecule: messenger RNA, 2444 nt
Organism: Lethenteron reissneri (Far Eastern brook lamprey)
Lineage: Eukaryota; Metazoa; Chordata; Hyperoartia; Petromyzontiformes; Petromyzontidae
Product: eIF5-mimic protein 1-like
Cellular component (GO): membrane; cytoplasm
Molecular function (GO): protein binding
Source: RefSeq, a predicted model, not a curated record
CCUGCCCCCCCCCCCUCCUCGUCCAUCGCUGGGGCAGCGCGGGGACGAUUCUGACACCUGGCCACGAAAUCAACAACAUCAACAACAACAGACGAAUUAACUCAUCGCAAGCGACAACUACAUCGAGCAGACGGCGGAAGGCGACCGUGGGACAGGGAAGUGUUUAUGAAUAAUUCAAAGCAGCCGAAGCCGACGCUAACGGGGCAGCGAUUCAAGACCCGCAAGCGGGAUGAGAAGGAGAAGUUCGAGCCGUCUCUCUUCCGAGAUGCUGUAGUGCAGGGCCUGGAUGAGACGGCCGGGGACCUGGAGGCCGUGUCCCGCUUCCUCGAUGUCACCGGCUCCAAACUCGACUACCGCCGUUACGCAGACACGCUCUUCGACGUGCUGGUGGCAGGCGGCAUGCUGGCGCCGGGUGGCACGCUCGUGGACGAUGGAGACAAGUCGAAGGUGACACGCACAGGCGUGUGCGUGUUCACGGCUGACGAGGACAUUGAAAAGAUGCGGGCCUUUGCUCAGGUCUUUUCGAAGCUCCUUCGACGAUACAAAUACCUGGAGAAAUACCUGGAGGAGGAGUUCAAAAAGCUGCUCAUGUUCCUGAAGGGCUUCUCCGAGUCGGAGCAGAACAAGCUGGCCAUGUUCACCGGCAUCCUGCUGGCGGGCGGCGCCCUACCCGCCACCGUGCUCUCCAGCCUCUUCACGGACGCCAUCGUCAAAGAGGGAAUCUCGGCAACGUUUGCCGUGAAGCUGUUCAAGACCUGGAUAGCAGAGAAGGACAUGAACUCCGUAACGUUUGCUCUGAAAAAGGCCAACAUGGACAAGAGGCUUCUGGAGCUGUUUCCUCCAAACAAGCAAAGUGUGGAACACUUCUCCGCGUACUUCACAGCCAACGGACUCACGGAGCUCGCCACCUUCCUGCGCGCUCAGCAGACGCUCGGCACGCGCAAAGAACUGCAGAAGGAGUUGACUGAGAAACUGGAGUUGGGGGAGCCGGUGAAGGAGAUCGCCGUGUACGUGAAGGAGGAGAUGAGGAAGAACGACAUCUCCGAGCAGGCGGUGGUGAGCCUCAUGUGGACGUGCGUCAUGAACAAGGUGGAGUGGAACAAGAAGGAGGAGUUGGUCACGGAGCAAGCGGUCAAGCACCUUAAGCAAUACACGCCGUUGUUGGCAUCCUUCACCAGCCAGGGCCAGUCAGAGCUCACGCUCCUACUCAAAGUGCAGGAGUACUGCUACGACAACAUACACUUCAUGAAGACCUUCCAGAAGAUAGUGGUGCUCUUCUACAAAGCGGACGUGUUGAGUGAGGAUGCCAUCCUGAAGUGGUACCGUGAGGCUCACCUGGCCAAGGGCAAGAGCAUCUUCCUGGAGCAGAUGAAGAAGUUUGUGGAGUGGUUGCAGCAUGCAGAGGAAGAGUCGGACUCUGGGGAGGAGGAGGAUUAACGCGACCGUGCACUGAUAUGCACUCGUCACCCCCUCGCUGAGGCCGGGGGGUGGGGGGGGGGACACACCAGAUUUCGCUCGUGCCCAAGCGUUCAGCCGCAGGAAGGGGGGGACCCUGUUGACAGACGACGACCCUCUUGCUUUUGGGAGCGCCAAAACCAAACGCUGCACCUGCACGCGGCAGCGUUGUGUGUUCAAGCCAGGGGUGCUCCACGGAGAUGGAGCGAUUUAUUCCAAAAGGAUGUGUAUCAUCUCUCGACACUGAGACUCGCCACGCGCACACUCGGCUACGUAUGUGCACACAUCGGUGAAUGACAACGACCCCCUUGUAUUCCAACUUGCGCAUUGAGAUUUUUUUCCCUUUUAAGAUGUAAACAUUGUGCUUGGUUUUGGCUGUGGAGUGGUAAUCGAUAGGUUCGUGGCUGCACCCUCCCCUGCCCGAGUGUGCUCGCUGGACAGUUUUGCCCGCACAGUCGCUAUAUAGUCGUGUGUGGCAUUUUGCUUGGUUUCUGUGCGACCUUGAAGGCACGCUCGCCAGGCUUCUGAGCGAGUGCUGCUUACCGACAUGGCAAAAGAACGCUGGGUAUUUUUAAAACUUUACAAUUAAAACCUGGUAAAUCAACGCAACCAACACGCGUGUGCCUGAUCUACAUUGUGACGUGUUGCUGACUUUUGCUAUUUUUGUUAGCUGACAAUUUAUAUCCAUAGCAUUUAGAGGCAUUGGUAAUCUGAUGCCUCUAAAUGCUAUGAAUAUUCGCAUUGGUGAUGCGUGGGUCUUCACCAGUCUCUCCCUCUUGACGGGUGUCCACGUAUUUACAAUAAGCCAUGGUUUAUUGGAACACUUCAUUAUCUCCAUAUAUAUAAAGCAAAGUUGUGAGUAUGUGUGUCUGUUCAAAAUGUUUAGCGUACUUCCUGACAUGCAACAAACUUGAAAUUUGCCAUGUGGGUACUUUCCAGACUGUACACCAUGCAAAAAUUAUAAAAAUAAAUGUUUUUGGGGGAGGGGA